Molecule: messenger RNA, 198 nt
Organism: Echinococcus granulosus
Lineage: Eukaryota; Metazoa; Platyhelminthes; Cestoda; Cyclophyllidea; Taeniidae
Exons: 2
Coding region: 1-198 (65 amino acids)
Source: RefSeq, a predicted model, not a curated record
AUGUCUGCUGAAAUAGGCGACAUUGAUCAGUUGGAAGACUACCUGGGAACUAACGGAUCGUUGGCAGAUCUGAAGAUGUUCGAGAAUAUGACUCCGCGUGUUGAGGGUAAAAUCCGCGAGCUGUACAAAACUCUUCGGCAAGUUGACCUGCCUCUGCCUCUAGGCCUUGUUUGCCUGGUCCUCAUAACAUUUGACUAA